AUGGAGGAUCGAAGCUCGUAUGUCAGUGACGUGCUGCCAGCCUCGGGCACUGGACAGCACGAAGGGCUCAAUGUAGCGCCACUUUGGACUAUGAUGCACCGGAUGGUCCCCCCUCUACCGGACCCCAAGGCCCAACCCACGGCGUGGCAUUACCAGAGCAUGAAGCACGAGCUCCUAGCAGCAGUUGAUACUGUGGCUGCUGAGGACGCGGAGCGUCGAGUACUGGUUCUCGUCAACAGAUCCAUGGCUGCACCCUUUACAACUGACACCAUCUAUGCGGGUCUGCAGAUCGUUGCCCCAGGCGAAGUGGCUCCGGCGCACCGACACAGAGCGUUCGCACUGCGGUUCAUCAUUGAAGGCUCGCAAGGCUUUACUGCUGUCGAAGGCGAGAACAUGGAGAUGUUUCCAGGCGAUGUGAUCUUGACACCAAGCUGGACGUGGCACGAUCAUGGCAACAAGGGUGUUGAGCCUGUUAUCUGGCUGGACGGUUUAGACCUGCCUCUUUGGCAGUUUCUGCCGGCGAACUUCCUUCAGCAUUACGAAGAGUCGAGAUAUCCCAGCAGACCUGCACCGAACUCACACAACCGCUUCCCCUGGGACGCUGUUGCGAAGCAUCUGGAUCAGGACAAGAGUCUUCAUGCUCUUCAUCUGUACCGUCGCAGUGACGGGUUACACCUCUCUAAAACAGUUUCCGCGCAGGCGGAACGUGUAUCCGCUGGUCACACGACGGCCGUCAGCCAGGAAUGCUAUUCGUACGUGUACCAUGUCAAAUCUGGUCAAGGGUUCACGUCCAUUGCGAACGGCCGCACAAGUGAGGUUAGUGUCAUCGAGUGGAAAGCGAAGGACACAUUUGCUGUUCCCUGCUGGAGCAAGGUCACGCAUACUUGCACUUUGGAGUCUGGCAGUGCAUAUUUGUUUGCUAUCAACGAUAGGCCAAUCGUUGACGCAUUGACAUCGCCUUGUGGUUGA
This is a messenger RNA of Cyphellophora attinorum, 969 nucleotides long. RefSeq names its product Gentisate 1,2-dioxygenase. The record is from RefSeq and is a predicted model, not a curated record. NCBI's taxonomy places the organism in Eukaryota, Fungi, Ascomycota, Eurotiomycetes, Chaetothyriales, Cyphellophoraceae. The transcript has a single exon. Bases 1 to 969 code for a protein of 322 amino acids. Gene Ontology annotation, molecular function: dioxygenase activity.